Molecule: messenger RNA, 1808 nt
Organism: Miniopterus natalensis
Lineage: Eukaryota; Metazoa; Chordata; Mammalia; Chiroptera; Miniopteridae
Gene: RSL1D1
Product: ribosomal L1 domain containing 1
Source: RefSeq, a predicted model, not a curated record
CACCGGGAGCUAGGUGUGGGGUUCGGCACGCGAGUCUGCACGAGGUGGGAGAGAAAUGGAGGGCUCCGCUUCAACCCCACCCGCAACCUCAGCCUCGAAUUCAGCGACCCCGGCAGCGCUGGAUCAGCUGGAUAAAGAGCAGACCAGAAAGGCAGUGGACACUCUGUUGGCACAUUCCAAGUCCAGGAAGAACUCGAGUGGAUUGCUUCUGAAUGAGAAUGAAAAUUUGUUUUUAAUGGUGGUAUUAUGGAAAAUUCCAAGUAAAGAACUGAGGGUCAGAUUGUCCUUGCCUCACGGUAUUCGGUCAGAUUUAGCAGAUAUCUGUUUAUUUACUAAGGAUGAACCCAAUGUAACUCCUGAAAAGACAGAAAAUUUUUAUAAGAAGCUUCUAAACAAGCAUGGAAUUAAAACCAUUUCUCAGAUUAUCCCCCUCCGAACUUUAAAAAAGGAGUAUAAAGCCUAUGAGGCCAAGCUCCGCCUCCUUAGUAGUUUUGACUUGUUCCUUGCUGAUGCAAGAAUCAGGCGGCUCUUACCCUCACACCUCGGGAAACAUUUCUAUAAGAGAAAGAAAGUUCCAGUACCUGUAAACCUUAAAGCCAAGAAUCUUUCCAAAGAGAUCAACUCAUCGAUAGGUGGGACUACCUUAAACAUCUCUAAAAGUGGUUCUUGCAGCACUAUUCGCAUCGGUCACACUGGAAUGCAGGUUCAGCACAUCACCGAAAACAUUGUUGCUGUCACGGAAAAGCUUUCACAGAAAUUGCCAGAGAAGUGGGAGAGUGUGAAACUCUUGUAUGUCAAAACUGAGAGAUCAGUUGCCCUUCCCAUCUUUUCUUCAUUUGUCAGCUAUCAGGAUGAAGCCAAAGGAGUACGCACUCCUGGUCAGAAGAAAAAAGGAGCAAAGAAAAUACAAAACCAAAAAGGACCUACUGAAAAACAAAAGAAGAAAAGAAACAGAAGGCUCACGAAAAAGGCUAAAAAGGCUACUUCAGCCCUAACUACAAAGGAGGUGGCCCCUAAAACUAGUCCUCCAGUGAAGGACCCUGGACCCCAGAAGAAAGAGACCCCCAAGCCUAAGAAGAAAGAGACCCUCAGAGUAAAAACCCAAACUAAAGUGCAAGAUGAAUCCGAAGAAGAAAUUCCUUUACUGGUCCCAAUAAGAGAAACUUCUGCCAAAGAAAACAUAGAGAUACAAAAACAUACCACAGGAAAGAAGUCUCCAGUAAAGAGUCCGGGUCCCAACACACCCCGUGGGAAGAAGAGAAAGGCCUUUUCAGCUUUGGAGACCCCAAAAGCAGCAGAGCCGAAGACCCCAGGUAAAGGCCCAGGGAAGAAGCAAAGAGUCAAAGAAGAGGUGAAGCAAAGAAACUCUCCACUGGGGAAAAAAGACCCAAAACAGACACCCAAAAAGCCGGAGGCCAAGUUCUUCACUACAGCUAAUAAAUCUGCAAGAAAAGCUCCCCACACCCCCAAACAAUGGCCCAAAAAUCCCAAAGUGCCCCAGUCGACCUAAAAUCAGUGACUCGACCAGAAGGAAACAUCAGAGCUGCCUGGAAAGCUUUUGAAAAAUACCCAGGUCCUGUCCCCUGUUGCAGCCUUCUCCAAGAGUGGGGCCUGGACUUAAAUAUGUUUCAAACCUCCACAAAUGAUUCUGAUAGAUGCUUAUGGGUGUAAGAACCAGUAGUUUGAAUCUAUUUUUAAAGUUGUUCUUCCGUGUUUUAGCUAAUGUGAUAGAAAUUACAGUGCUUUUUAUUAAAGUGUAACAUUUGCUUCUGAGUAAACUAUUCCAUAUCUUGUUAGUUUUCCUUGAA